UACAGUGGCUGUAUUAUACGAUAGCGCAGCGCGGAUUUCUCGCAACCCAUAAAAAAUUAAACGGAAAUCGUCGUGUGCCAUGGGUUAUUUUAGAUCCAACGGCAGCCGUUAAUUAUUAUUUUACACGGAAUAAACAAAAACAUUGAAUACAGUUUUAAAAUGAGUUUGUCGACGGAUCCCACACUUCUAGACCUAAAUACAAGCUUUAGCACUAUACCACGAUUAUAUGCGACUAGUGUUAGUUUGGAGCCACCCAACGAUCUAGAAGCCGAGGAUAAUUAUGCCUGCGGCACAUUCAACUGCUCCCCCACAGAGUUUGUGGCUUUUGUUCUUGGUCCGCAGACCCUACCACUUUAUAAGGCAAUUUUGAUAACAAUUAUAUUUGGCGGAGUUUUUAUAACCGGGGUCAUAGGUAACCUAUUGGUGUGCAUUGUGAUUAUCCGACACUCGGCAAUGCACACGGCGACGAAUUACUAUCUGUUCAGCUUGGCGGUCUCAGAUUUGCUGUACUUACUCUUCGGGCUACCAACGGAAGUGUUUUUAUACUGGCACCAAUAUCCAGAUCUCUUCGGCAUGCCAUUUUGCAAAAUUCGAGCAUUUAUUUCUGAGGCGUGUACAUAUGUCUCCGUAUUUACCAUCGUUGCAUUUUCAAUGGAAAGAUUUUUAGCCAUUUGCCAUCCAUUGCAUUUAUAUGCAAUGGUUGGUUUUAAACGCGCAAUUCGGAUAAUAACAGCUCUUUGGAUCGCAAGUUUUAUAAGUGCCAUACCAUUUGGAUUGCUCUCCGAUAUUCAAUACCUGAAAUACCCACCAGAUGAUUCGCGCAUUGAGGAAUCGGCGUUUUGCUCCAUGUCUCCUGAGAUUGUAAAUGUUAUACCCGUGUUUGAAGUAUCCUUUUGCAUAUUCUUCGUGAUUCCAAUGAUACUUAUAAUAUUACUUUACGGGCGAAUGGGAGCGAAGAUUCGCUCGCGAACAAACCAAAAAUUGGGUGUUCAACAUGGCACCAAUAACAGAGAAACACGAAACUCACAAAUGAGAAAGAAGACAGUAAUACGAAUGUUGGCCGCUGUGGUGAUAACGUUUUUUGUGUGCUGGUUCCCAUUUCACCUGCAACGACUUAUAUUCCUAUAUGCGAAGGAUCUGGAUAAUUAUCUGGAUAUAAACGAGGCGCUCUUCUCCAUUGCUGGAUUCGCGUACUACGUUUCUUGCACCGUCAAUCCAAUAGUUUAUAGCGUGAUGUCACGUCGCUAUAGGGUCGCAUUCAGAGAACUCCUCUGCGGAAAGCCAGUGGGCGCGUACUACAACAGUGGAUUUGCACGGGAUCACUCGAGUUUUCGGGACAGUACAGCCACGAGUAUGGGAAACAACAUCCACUAUGACCGGGUCCACUCUGUUCAUGUAAGGUCAAGUCGGCAUCAAAGUAGCAAGAACGAAGCUGACCCCUUGUCUGCAAAUCGAGUGCUGAUAAAGAAAACGUACAGUCUGCCGCUUCCAAAGAAUUCGGAUUCUGCUGUCCUAAGCACAACUGACAUUGUCAUUGUACUGGAAAAAAACUCCACUGCUCGACACACAAUUUGUGAGGAACCAAAAGUUGAAAAUGACAUUUGGAUCGAAAACCAGGAAACUUGUAUUUAAGGACACUUUAAUUGUUGAACUUUUAACGAAUCACGAGUGAAAAACCUAAGGUUAAACGCAAAGUUUUAUGUUAAAUUUAGUAAUAGGACUAGGAUUAUUGUUUCUAGGAAAUGAGUUAGUCUGUUCUAGGAAUUGGACUAAUUUUAAUUAACUUCGCACACAUGAAGAUUAAAUUAUUAGGACCACAUCUCAUCUUACUAAAUAAAAAAUGAGUCAACUUUUAUACUUAACAGCAUUUGUAUUUUUACCGUUUUUACCAAAU
Molecule: messenger RNA, 1894 nt
Organism: Drosophila ficusphila
Lineage: Eukaryota; Metazoa; Arthropoda; Insecta; Diptera; Drosophilidae
Product: neuropeptides capa receptor
Exons: 10
Coding region: 160-1632 (490 amino acids)
Biological process (GO): neuropeptide signaling pathway
Cellular component (GO): plasma membrane
Molecular function (GO): neuromedin U receptor activity
Source: RefSeq, a predicted model, not a curated record